AUGGAGACAAUGAAGGUAGAAACAAUUGCUAAGGAAAUCAUAAAACCAUCUUCCACAACUCCAAAUGAUCUCCAAACUCUCCAACUCUCUAUUUAUGAUCACAUCCUCCCUCCUGUUUACACAGUCGCCUUUCUCUUCUACACAAAAGAUGAUUUGAUCUCUCCUGAACAAAGUUCUCACAAACUCAAGACUUCUCUUGCCGAAACCUUGACAAAAUUCUACCCUCUUGCAGGCAGAAUCAAAGGCGUCACCAUCGAUUGUAACGACGAAGGAGCUGUUUUUGUUGACGCUCGUGUCAAUAACUAUCCUCUCUCUGAUUUCCUGAGAUCUCCGGAUUUUAAAACCCUCCAACAGUUACUUCCUCUGGACGUCAUCGAUGAUCCUUACGAGGCAGCUACUACAUGGCCUUUGCUACUCGUGAAGGCGACUUACUUUCCAUGUGGUGGCAUGGCCAUAGGAUUAUGCAUCACUCACAAAAUCGCGGACGCAACCUCCAUCUCAACUUUCAUUCAGUCUUGGGCUGCUAUGGCUCGAGGAGAGGCUGGCGACAUAGUGGCUGAUCCCGUGUUUGCGGCAGCAAAUUUCUACCCACCAGCAAAUGAGUUAUUUAAGUUUCCGGUUGACGAAAAUGCCAACAAGAUAAGCCAAAUAACGAAGAGAUUCGUGUUCAGUGCGUCUAAGUUGGAAGAGCUCAGGACCAAAGCAGCUAGUGAAGACUUUGUAGGCCGGCCUAAGCGGGUGGAAAGUGUCACUGCGCUUCUUUGGAAAGCCUUUGUUGCAGCUGCAUCCUCAAAUACAAAUGCUUGUGAUAUGAAGGUAUUGAUCCAGCCCUCUAACUUGCGCCCCAAGAUACCUUCUCUUUUGGCAGAAAGCCUGAUCGGAAACAUAAUGUUCUCUUCUGUGGUCUUGGGUAUUAGUCAACAAGAGGAAAUUAAAAUUGAAAAGGCAGUUCGAGACUUACGAAAACAGGGAGAUGACUUGCAAAAUGUAAUCAAAGAAGAGGGUGGGUCGUCUUCUGCGAUGAUUGGUUCUAAACUAGCAAACCUAAUGCUCACUAAUUAUUCGAAGUUGAGCUAUGAGACUCAUGAACCCUACACCGUGAGUAGCUGGUGCAAACUACCCCUUUAUGAGGCCAGUUUCGGAUGGGGAUCACCGGUUUGGAUUGCCGGUAAUGUUGCUCCCAUGUUAGAAAACGUAACUAUGUUGAUUGAUUCCAAGGAUGGACAAGGAAUUGAAGCGUUUGUCACAUUGCCCGAAGAGAACAUGUUGUCUUUAGAGCAGAACACAGAACUCCUAGCCUUUGCUUCCGUGAAUCCUAGUGUCUUGGUCUAA
Messenger RNA from Arabidopsis thaliana (thale cress), 1332 nucleotides. Its product is annotated as HXXXD-type acyl-transferase family protein. The coding region runs from base 1 to 1332 and encodes 443 amino acids. The transcript has a single exon. The record is from RefSeq and is marked reviewed. Gene Ontology annotation, molecular function: transferase activity. NCBI's taxonomy places the organism in Eukaryota, Viridiplantae, Streptophyta, Magnoliopsida, Brassicales, Brassicaceae.